This is a messenger RNA of Pyricularia pennisetigena, 2802 nucleotides long. RefSeq lists its product as uncharacterized. The record is from RefSeq and is a predicted model, not a curated record. Gene Ontology annotation, cellular component: cytoplasmic stress granule; cytosol. Gene Ontology annotation, molecular function: RNA cap binding. The transcript has 2 exons. Bases 1 to 2802 code for a protein of 933 amino acids. Lineage: Eukaryota; Fungi; Ascomycota; Sordariomycetes; Magnaporthales; Pyriculariaceae. Gene Ontology annotation, biological process: mRNA stabilization; positive regulation of translation.
AUGGCUUCCCCAUCGACGAAGCCCGCCUCGUCUGCGGAUACGCCGGCGAGCGCUCCCGCGUUCUCCUAUGCACAGGCUGCCCGUGGUCAGGUCGCGACUCCCGUGAUUACUUCGCAGCCAGAAAGCUCUGCACCGCCCUCGACGACGAAUACGGUCGGCUCGUCGGUCACCUCGUCUAAUGCGUCGGACGUGCAAGAUAUUCCCAAAGCCCUCCAGGAUUCUACAGAUCUCUCAACCGUCAAAGUUACAGACUCGGAGCUGAGCUCCGUGGUAGGAUCAAUCACCCAGGAAUCCCGUGACGAUGCGGUGUCUGUCGCUGGGUCGCAGUCUCAGCCUCCGUCCAAGGGGUCUGAUACACGAAGACCUCGUAAGGGCAAGAAGGGAAAGAAUCAAGACAAGACCAAGGAGAACGAGCAGGACCGGGCGAAGGAGAACCUGAAGACUGUUGAGCAGGUCAAGGUCCAAUUGUCCGAAGCUCCCAUCCCUUCGGUCAAUGUGUGGCAGGAGCGCGCCAAGCAGAACCCGGCGCCACAAAAGUCGGUUGCGACCACUGCGGCCGCGCCCGAGGCUAAGAAAGCAGAGAAUGGAUCAGCAGUCCGGGCGCCGAAGAAGCCAUUCGACUCAUCUCGCACCAAUACUGUUACUUCAAACGAAUCACGUAGGACGGCCCCUCGAGGAAGCAGGGUGCAAGCGGAAAACCCUCCUUCAGUCCAGGAUCCCGCUUCGUGGCCGUCAAUAGAGGUUGCGGCUGUUGAAGAUGGCAAGAGCAAACCCACUGAGAAGCCUGAUGAUGCUUCGGCAACCUCAAAACCGAAGAAGGAGUGGACUCAUUUCCCUAUCACACCAACAUAUACAUACGAAACACAGUUUAGCCAGCACGCAAAGCAACCGCGACCUCGUGGUGGGGCUCGCGGUGGUCGCGAAGCUGGAAGCACCCGUGGAGGGCAUGCAUCCGCAUCUGGCACUUCCGAAGACAAGGAACCCGCCAGCACGACUGCAGUGUCGGCCAAGGGCCAGAUAGAGUCCAAGGAACGAGCACGAGAUGCUGCAGCUCCCCAUACUAGGCAGACGUCCCAGGCUCCUACUAUUCCCAAGAGAGGGGGUAUGGAUAGUUCGGCACGUGAGCCGCGCAAGGCCGCUGGCGCAUCGCCGGCGGACAAGGCCAAGGGCGAACAUGGUGCAACGUCAUACCCACCCAAGGGUGAUACUCCGGCUCGGGGCUCGCGGGCAGAGCUUACCAACGGAGACCACCCUCCCGCGGAUCGUCGUAAGCACUCAGGUGAGAGGAACCACGCCAGGGGCCACGAUGCUACCGGCGAGAAUGGCCACCAUCCAGUUCGGGAAGGUCGCAGUGAACGUGGCCGCGGCGGAUAUCGUGGGCGUGGAGGUGGCGCUGGUCACAACGGGGCCGGCCACCACCAGCAGGGCAACUUUGGGCCCAACGGACAGAGAUACAUGGGGGCCGCAAAUGGAAUGGGUUCCCAGCCUUUCAACCCAGCCUCUAAUCAGUUCCAGUACUCCGGUCAUGGAAACGGCCGCAAGUUCCCCUCGCGUGCUCAAACUGGGCCCGCUCACAAUGGACAGCGCGCACACAACGGAGCAAACAUGCCUGGCAGGAUGCCCUCGCUACCUGUUACAACUUCAAACCAAGAAUACCCCAUGCAGCCGUACCCGGCGGUGUAUCCUGCCGCACACUAUGGUGAUGAACUUAUCGUUCAAGGCCUCAAGGCUCAAAUCGAGUUUUAUCUCAGUCUUGACAAUCUUGCCGGAGACCUCUACCUGCGCCAAAGGAUGGACUCUCAAGGCUUUGUGCGUCUCACCACCAUCGCCGGUUUCCGCCGUGUUGAGAGCCUCUCUCCCCGCUUUGACUUCAUUCAGGCGGCAUGUGCCCAGUCGCAAGAGAUUGAUUACGUUACUGGCGACGACGGUACUGAGCGAGUCCGAUCGCGUCAUGAUAUGACGCCAUACAUUCUCGAGUUCAGUCGCCGUGCCGAAGAGGGCAAAUCAAACGGACCGUCCAGCGUCAUCUACCACAACAUUGAUCGCCACACACACCCAAUUCCCUAUGGAAAUGGUUACCCUCACCACAUGUACACGUCGUCUCCCACCAACUAUCACACGGAGUUCCCGAACGCCAGUGCCAACUCGGCUGUGGAUCCGCACGCUUACCCAAUGUACCCUGCCAAUGGCUCUCACUACGGACAUGGGCCAGUCAUGAAUGGACACUACCCCGUCAAUGGUCAUCAGCUGUCGGCUACCGUUCCUGACUUCUCACCAGUGGCUCAGCAGCGACCAAGCAUUGAGGAGUUCCAGCAGUUCAAGGACAGCGACAUUGAGAACUUAACUGUCGUGGUCGCGGAUAACAAGCCCCGUGUGUCGGUCAAGGGAGCCGCAGACGAAAACCUGACGAAUGCCUCAGCAAAUCACAGCUCUAGCUCUGAUGGUGCGAAUGAAGCCAACAAGACCAACUACUCCACUUUUCACUCGCAGGCUCUUGAGCAACGCAAGAAGAGCGCACCAGGAGAGACUUGCCCCGACAUGCAUAACCUCUACAGGUUCUGGGUGGACCUCUUGUCCAACUCGUUUAACAACAAGCUCUAUACCGAGUUCCGUCAACUUGCCCUUGAUGAUGGCGCCAAGCAGCCUCCAAGCCCUGCUGGUGUGAGAUAUCUCCUGGGCUUCUAUGAGAAUCUUGUCAACAGCAGGCGGCCAUAUCCCGCAGUGCUCGAUUCUCAUUACCACGAGGCACGAAAGGUUUCUGAUGCCCUUUCCAGCGUUACCAACGGGGAGGUACACGCAUAG